GAUAAGAAAUAGUCUCCAUCCGAACUGAAAUCGCAGCAGCAUUUGAUUUCUAUGUCCAUGCUCCAACCCCGCCAUCUUCUAUAUCAUCAGUGGUAUCAGCUUCAUCUUUUUCGCCGCCUUCGCGAGUGUCCUCUUAUCUAUAAAGACCUCACGUCCGGUCAAUGUAUUCUGCAAGUCUCGCCCUCUUGCUUUGCAUUCAGCAGCGUCCUCAUCGUCUUGAUUACGGUCAUCAACAACAAGAUCAUCAACAUCACCUCGAGAUUGCUGUUUGAAAACUUUACACGCAUCAUCGCGGAUAUGAUUGCAACCUUAAGUGCAUUUACUCAGCACACAUAAUCCAUCUGUAAAUUGCACGGAUAAAAGGUACAUGUGGUCAGAUAAGUGCUAUUUCUUCUGAAGAGAAAAAAGUGUCCAAGAAGUAAGUGCGUUGAAUCGAUUUGAAAAUGUAAACCGUAGGGAAUCGCGACCGUGUCGAAUACAGGAGUCUUCUAAUCCAAUCGUUCACUUCUCCGCACUUGAGUCAUUCACUCCGUCAUGUCACUCAAAACGAUUCAGCAAACUCAGACGACUCAUUCGAGCUCAAUGAUGAGUCACAAAGCGGCUAGUGAUCUCGUUACGUCCGUGAAUGCUAAUCGAUCUGGGGGCGGCGCGGGAAGCAUCAAAGUGAAUAACGGUAAAAGUGUCGUCACGUCAUCACCAUCCACCCCGGGUAGUGUUAAUAAUAAUAGUAAUAGUAGCAAUAAUCCAAUAGUAGUGAAUCAUAAUGGUAAUAGUGGUGGUAGUGUGGUGAAUCAACAGCAACAGCAACAAUCCAAUCAACAGCAGAGUCAACAACAGAACGAUCAACAGCAACAACAGUCACAACAAGGAAUCGUGAAGAAACCGAACGGAUCCAGCGUGCGGGGUAAUGGAAAGAUACCAGCACCGUUACCCCCAUCUUCGGCAGGAGUAGCAGGUACAGCCCCCGACGCUCGUGCCAAGCAAGUGUUAAAGGAAGCUGUGGACGCUGUUGUUAAUAGUUUUGCAAAGCAUACACAAGGAUAUGGAAGAGUUAAUGUAGUGGAAGCUCUUCAAGAGUUUUGGCAAAUGAAGCAAGCCCGUGGAGCUGAUCUCAAAAACGGAGCACUGGUCAUCUACGAAUCAGUGCCAUCCAAUAGUCAACCCUAUGUGUGUUAUGUCACGCUGCCUGGUGGGAGCUGUUUUGGAAGUUUCCAGAACUGUCCAACAAAAGCCGAGGCACGCAGAAGUUCUGCAAAAAUUGCUCUAAUGAAUUCCGUAUUCAAUGAGCAUCCGUCGCGAAGAAUAAGCGACGAUUUUAUAGAAAAGGCUGUUCUAGAAGCGAGAGCUUCAUUUAAAGGUGAUAUAAAUAUGGAAGGAGAUGGACCGGAUACUGGCAUUGGAGCGUUCAGAUUCAUGCUUGAAGCAAAUAAAGGUCGUACAAUGUUAGAAUUUCAAGAACUCAUGACAGUAUUUCAGCUGCUUCAUUGGAACGGAUCAUUGAAAGCGAUGCGUGAACGACAGUGUUCACGCCAGGAAGUCGUCGCUCAUUACUCGAAUCGUUCCUUGGAUGAUGAUAUGCGUGCCCAGAUGGCCUUAGAUUGGAUCGCUCGAGAACAAGAAAACCCAGGCGUUUUGGGACGAGAGUUGGCACAGGCUGAGAGAGAAUUAGAGACUGCACGGUUAGCCGGACGGGAAUUACGCUUUCCAAAGGAAAAGAAGGACAUCUUGAUGCUGGCUCAUACGCAAUUGGGUGGUGGAAAUGCGAUGAACAGCUAAGGAGGGAAUGAUAAAAAUUUUGUGGAGAUCAGUUUGAUUAACAGAAAAAACGCGAAAAGUAGGAACGUUGUGGUCAAAAUUUAAAAUUCCAAGUUAACUCGUCAGAUGAAUAAUGCAAUCUCGAACAAUAAAUCUUUUUUUUAUACCUCUAAGUUUCUCAAUUAGAGAAAAGAACAUGAUUCCAAAAUCAUUUCCAAUUCAAGCUAAUCACUGAGUCUUGCAAUGAUAACAAAAAAAAGUCCACCCCUCCCUAAAACUUGAUAUUGCACCUCGAAAUGGAGUAAAAGAAAAACGUAAGCAUUGCUCUGUGUUUCAAAUAAAGAUAAUUUUCUUUUAGAUUUUAGUUGAAGAGGAGAAAAGCUCAAGUGAAUGUGAUUUUAUUUUUUACUGAUAAACAAUACAUAAUUGUACUUUUCUAAACGGAGAAAUAAAAAUUAAAAACAAAUAAAAAUGCAAAAAAAUGUAUUGGUUAUAUAUCUUUUAAUUUUAAGGUUAUUAUUAGUUGCCUAUACGCUGCUUUUCCUAGAGGAAGGGAUUCUCCUCUUUGUGAAAGCAAAUGUGCAUUUCCAUGUUAUUGAAAAAGUUAAUGAUAACCACUGGAGUCAAACAGUUUUCAGCCAUUCCAUUUAACUUUCACAUUCAAAUGUUGCCUUAAUCAUUACAAUUGGAUUUUUCAUUCUUCCAAAAUAAAAUCUUGAAUAGCACCCUCAAUUUUCACUAUACCUCAUUCUAUCCUCAUCAAUAAAAAUUUCAAUUUCAAGUACUUUUGCUAGAACGAAUAAAGGGCUCCAUUCCACACUAAAAUAUAUUCCUUAAAUAACACUUAAUUUAUGUUAAAAACGAGUCAGCUUUAAGAUAUUUUGAUAUUAGCAAAAUUGAAAAUUUAUCAAAUUUAGCCGAAAUUUGUGUAAGUUUUACUUUUAAAAGCAAACAUUGUAAAUACUUAAAUAUUUUUAUUUUCAAAAUUUCUCGAUUAGAUACUAAUUUGGGACCAAAUUUUCGCUUUAGAGAUAUUAUUUAGUAAAAUGUUUUUAAUGAAAACGAAAGUAUAUUUUUUAGCUACUAAACCAAAUUUAGAGACAAAAUUAUUUCAUUUUGAUAAAUUAUUUUUCAAAAGCUAAACAAAUCAUAAAUUUAAGAUAGCAACAAAGUGAACUUGUGAUCUUUAUUCGUAAAAAUUAAAUUAAUUAUUUUGAAUGUAAUCAAAUUGUGUAUAACUGUCGUGAACAUGUUUUUCUUUCAAAAGAGUUGGAAAAAGCUGAAAUUCACUAAUUACGCUGACUAAACCUGAACUCUUUUCCCGUGCAGAUAAAUAUAUACUUUUAAAGAAUCAAAAACGUUAAUUAUAUUAACCAAGCGCCAUACUGAAUUCAUUCAUAUGAAAAUUAAGAAAGUAAUCCGCCAAUAAACAAAACUAAUUGCCAACAUCAGAGCCCAAUAGCCAUUUUUUGGGAUCAACUACCUAAUUUUGCAACUCUUCUGUUCGUUGUUUUGUUUAAUAAACUUUUUAUACCUUACUCAAUAGUUUUAAAAUGGAUACAUUUCAAGUUUUGAAUAGAAUAUAAGCAGCAAUAAGUAGUUUCCGUAGAAUUCCAUUUUCAUUCUAUACACGUUUUUUAUUUUACUUAUUUUUAUUCCUUUUCCAAUAAUCAUGUAAAAAUGUGAAAAUAAAAUUUGUAUUACAAAAGUUAAAAAUA
Messenger RNA from Hermetia illucens (black soldier fly), 3473 nucleotides. It is a transcript of the gene lft, whose product is annotated as protein limb expression 1 homolog. Lineage: Eukaryota; Metazoa; Arthropoda; Insecta; Diptera; Stratiomyidae. Gene Ontology annotation, cellular component: cytoplasm. The transcript is spliced from 4 exons. The record is from RefSeq and is a predicted model, not a curated record. Gene Ontology annotation, biological process: autophagosome maturation. The coding region runs from base 535 to 1776 and encodes 413 amino acids.